CAAAGGAGGAGAAUUGCUAUUUUGCGGCAUCCCCUUUCUCUCCUCCUGGCUCAUGACGCUUACGCAAGCAACUCUCCGGUUUCGAUCACUCUACCUUACUUCAGCGCACUAUGGAAGAGAGCUAAGCGAUCCUAAACCUGCAUUUUGUUCGACUCCAAGCAGGAAGAUUUGACGUUGAAAGAGGAGCUCCAUGAUUUCUCUGAUGCAUGCUCUGGUUCCGUCGAUGGCGCUGUGGAUCCUCCUAGGCCAAUGGAUGGGUUGCAUGAUGUCAGUCCGCCGCCGUUCCUGACGAAGACCUAUGAAAUAGUUGAUGAUGCCAGCACCGACCAGAUCGUGUCAUGGGGCCCUGCCAACAACAGUUUUGUUGUCUGGAAUCCUCAAGCUUUCGCAAUGACUCUUCUUCCAAAAUAUUUCAAGCACAACAACUUCUCCAGCUUUGUGCGGCAGCUAAAUACCUAUGGCUUCAGGAAGGUGGAUCCUGAUAGGUGGGAGUUCGCAAACGAGGGCUUUCUGAGAGGCCAGAAGCAUCUUCUCAAGACCAUAAAGAGAAGAAAACCAGCUUCUCAUCUUCCUUCACAGCAGCCUCUCGGUUCAUUCCUCGAAGUCGGAGAAUUCGGACUCGAAGGCGAAAUCGACAGGCUGAAGCGCGACAAGCAGCUACUGCUAACGGAGCUGGUGAAGCUGCGGCAGGAGCAGCAGAACACGAGGUCCCGUCUCAGAGCCAUGGAGGAGAAGCUGCACCAGACUGAGCAGAAGCAGCAACAGAUGAUGGAAUUCUUGGCCCGGUUGAUUCGGAACCCCAGAUUCUUACACCAGCUGGUCGAGCAAAAGGAGCGUUUUAAGGAGCUCGAAGAGGAGAUAUCAAAGAAAAGGCGACGUCCGAUCGACAGAGCUCCAGAGAAUGAUGCCGGAACUAGUAUUACGGUCAAAGCUGAAAACGACGAUCCACAGGACUUCCAUGUGGAGGAACAAGCAUUGGGUUUGGGCGACUUGGCCCUGGAGAUGCAGGGACUGGUGAGUGAGGACGAUUACCAAGAACAAGUGAAGCUGUCGGAACUCGAGUUAGAGGGGGAUUUGAAUGUGGAAUUUUGGGAGGAUCUGUUGAACGAUAGGAUCGAUGGCCGCAACGAGGAUGAUGUGAAUACUUUGGUGGACAAAUUAGGUAAAAUUUCUUAGUUCAGCCAGUCCCUGACAGGAUUUCAUCA
Molecule: messenger RNA, 1205 nt
Organism: Zingiber officinale
Lineage: Eukaryota; Viridiplantae; Streptophyta; Magnoliopsida; Zingiberales; Zingiberaceae
Product: heat stress transcription factor A-2b-like
Exons: 3
Coding region: 250-1176 (308 amino acids)
Biological process (GO): regulation of transcription by RNA polymerase II
Cellular component (GO): nucleus
Molecular function (GO): RNA polymerase II cis-regulatory region sequence-specific DNA binding; DNA-binding transcription factor activity
Source: RefSeq, a predicted model, not a curated record